UACAGCGGUAAACCAAUAUGGCCGCUGUUCUUUGGAAAGAGGCAAGAUGAUCGGAAUCCGUGUUUUUAACCUUUUUUCCCAAAACUACAUGGUUUUCACGAGAUAUGUGUUUACCCUAUCAUACCGUAAGAGCCCAAGAUUCUUCUCAUCGAGUUUUUACUCACGAUUCUCACCUGCGUCAACUGUAGUUACUCGGUUAACGUGCGUUCACAGUCCUAGGAAAUUUGGCAGUUAUCAGUCUUCGGAACAGCCCAAGAAACAAGCAGAGGCUGGAGUUUCUGAUGUAUUGGAUACGCCGCCUCAUCAUUCGCACACCAACACUAUUUUACAAAGACUGCAUGACUUGGAGGAGUCGUUUCGUGUCCGGGGGCACUCCGUAUUAAGAUGGGGUUUAAGUGCCCUGAUCGUGGCAGGAUUUGUUAUUUACAUUUUCCGUGAACCACUCAGAGAAAAUGUCGCGGAUGAAGUAGCAGAUGUAGCGAGCAGAUCUUUAGCUGAUGAAAACGUCAUACAAAAGGCCAAUGAAGUAACAAGAGCGGUCCUGCAAGAUGUUCUUCACGAUCCAGAAAUCACAAAACUGGCGAGUGCCUUUGUGAUGCACGUCUUACACCGAGAUGACGUAAGGGCAGCCGCCAUCCAGUUGACCCAACAUGUACUAAGCGAUCCUUCAACGUUGAAUAAGAUUGCUGAACUAGCAAGGACCACUCUCUCUGAUCUGAUGGCGCAUGAAGAAACUAGAAAACUAAUGCUUAGUUAUGUCAAGGCUCUGAUACUUGACCAGAACACGAAGGACGCAUGUAAAUUACUACUGGCGGAGCUUGUGAAGGAUCCAGACGUCAAAGGUUUUAUGGCGGCUUCACUGGGAGAUCUGGUCACAUCUUCCGUUGUUAAGAGUAGCGCUGCAGAGCUUGGCAAAAGCGUGACCCAUCAAGUUGUUAAUGACGCUGAAAUUCAGCAGGAGACUGGGAACUUUCUGUGGAGAGCGUUGAAGAAAACAUUUACUCCGGGGUGGUUUGGGUAGAGACUACUGUUGAUCCUAGACGUCUGUUGAAAUGUUGUUUUUUGUUUGUUUGUUUGUUUGUUUUCCUAGGCCGUUUCACGCACCGUUGGUUUUUAGCCGCGGAUUCAAAAAAGUGAUCACGUGAUGACGAACAUCUCUUGGCUAAAGUUUGCAGCACAGCUGUGGCAAAUUCCUCAAAAGUAGCAAGUUCGAGGCAAAUCUUGACCAUGCGAUGCAUUUGACAUCGUUCGAACUCUUCUCUGUAACAUAUCUUGAACUGUAUCUUGCUAGAAAGUUUGAACCUCAACAAACUUACAAGCAAACUGUGAAGCAUCUUCCCCGACGGCAGGAGAUUCACUAAUCAC
Molecule: messenger RNA, 1365 nt
Organism: Orbicella faveolata
Lineage: Eukaryota; Metazoa; Cnidaria; Anthozoa; Scleractinia; Merulinidae
Source: RefSeq, a predicted model, not a curated record